Molecule: messenger RNA, 1158 nt
Organism: Anoplophora glabripennis (Asian longhorned beetle)
Lineage: Eukaryota; Metazoa; Arthropoda; Insecta; Coleoptera; Cerambycidae
Gene: Cpap3-a1
Product: protein obstructor-E
Exons: 5
Coding region: 94-807 (237 amino acids)
Cellular component (GO): extracellular region
Molecular function (GO): chitin binding
Source: RefSeq, a predicted model, not a curated record
CUCCUUUCAGUCAUAUUCAAGAGGUGGACAUUGGCACACCUCGCCAGUUUAGUUACGUUAAUAUAUUUAUAAAAAAAUACAAAAAAAAUUAAAAUGAAGUUUUUUAUGUUGGUAGUUUUGGCAUUGGCUUCGACGGCAAGUGCACAGUUCAAAUGUCCGCCAAAAGACGGGCAAUACGAGGAUGCCAGACAAUGCGAUAAGUACUUCGAGUGUGUGGAUGGGAUAGCAACCGAGAAGCUGUGUCCAGACGGCCUCGUCUUUGACCCCCUUAUCCGCAAAAGGAACAAAUGCGACCAACCUUUCAACGUGGACUGUGGCGAUCGUACCGAACUACAGCCCCCACAGCCCAAAGGAGUCUGCCCCAGGUUAAACGGAUUUUUCGCCCAUGAAGAUCCAGCCACUUGCAACAAAUUCUACAACUGCAUCCAGGGCGAUCACACCGAAAUCACUUGCACAGCAGGACUGCACUUCGACGAGUACUCUGGUACUUGCGUGUGGCCGGAUGCGGCUGGAAGACAAGGUUGCAACCAACAAACCAACACCCUUAAAGAUGGCUUCAAAUGUCCAACUGAAGGACAGAAAGAUCCAAACGGAAACCUGGUCGUCCAUCCUAAGUACGCCCACCCAACAGACUGUCAGAGGUUCUACGUGUGUUUGAAUGGCGUUGAACCCAGGGAUUUAGGUUGUCAAGUAGGUGAAGUGUACAACGAAGAAAGUCAGAGGUGUGAUGCCCCCGAAAAUGUAGCUGGAUGCGAGGACUGGUACAAGGACGAACCAGCAGCAGGGCCACCAAGCAAGAAAAAUUAAUAUGUGAAUAGGUAGAUUUUUUUUAAUAAUUGUAUUUCCAUUUAUAAAACUAAGACAUAUCCUCCUCCGCUAUAGGCAACUGAUCUUACAAAAGCCACCCUUUAGUUGUAUUUAUUUUUUUACCUUCUCAAUGUUACAUAGAAACAUAGCUGUAGGCUUAAAGGAUCUUCCUGUAUACACGCUCCGUUGUUACCAAGAGUGCUCUCUAAAAAAAACCUUCUGUCUAGUUUGUACUUGUCAUAAUGUAAUUAUUUUAAUUUGUAAAUUGAACUGAUUUUUUUACAUUAUUUUUUAUGUGUGAACCUAUGUGUGAGCAAAGAUGUUGUUUAAUAAUAAAAUUUUUAAAAUAAG